AUGACGAGCAGAUCGUUGUUUCAUUCGCGGUUCAAUGAUGAUGGGUCCAUAACAAGGUCUGCACCUGUUCACGUUCAACCCAAGACUUCAAACUUCUCUUCCCUUUCCACAAUGAUGAGCAUCAUGAUGGAAGACAGCAUCUGGCUUGAUCGGCACCAGAAUGAGGUCCUGCAGAAGCGCAAGGCAGCUUCCUGCGGGACCAAGAUCGAAGUGUUGGAUGAAGAGGACAGCGCGCGUCCUUCAGCAUCGUCUGCUGCAGAGCUUGAGAGUCAGUUCAACAUGGACUUUGUUCCUCCUGCCGAGAACCAUUUUGUCAUCGACGAGUUCGUGAGGGGGGAGAGGAGCACAGCGACGGAGAAGACCAUGGGGCUUAUCAUGCGGUUUACGCACACGACGGGAUGCCCUCCACUUGCUGGGAAGAGACGAAUUGAGGAUGAGCAGAACUCAUCUGCAGUGAAGAAAAGAGCUACACGUGACGAGCAGUCGAGACGUUCCUCGUCGUUUGAGGACCUGGGACUCGACCAUUGCAUGCUUGAUGGAGUGGAGGAGGAUCUUGCUGGAGAAGCAAGUCUUUCUGCCACGUUGAAGGGGAUGCGUUCUAGUGAGUGCUCACAUUGUGUUGACGUUACGAUCCUCAAGAAAGUAGAUUAG
Messenger RNA from Guillardia theta CCMP2712, 651 nucleotides. RefSeq lists its product as hypothetical. The record is from RefSeq and is a predicted model, not a curated record. Bases 1 to 651 code for a protein of 216 amino acids. Lineage: Eukaryota; Cryptophyceae; Pyrenomonadales; Geminigeraceae. The transcript has a single exon.